Molecule: messenger RNA, 375 nt
Organism: Hepatospora eriocheir
Lineage: Eukaryota; Fungi; Microsporidia; Hepatosporidae
Source: the annotation of a GenBank genome assembly
AUGAUUUUUAUUUUUACUAUCAGAGCAAAUCAAAUAGAUCAAAUAUUAGAUUUGAAUAAAAUUGAUAAUUCAUAUGAUAAUAAUAAUCCAAAUAAUAUUGAUUUAUACUGUUAUUCUGAUUUAUUAAAUAGCAGUGAAAUGGAUGAUACUCCCAGUGAUGAAAAAUUGAUACCUAUCAUUUCAAAUGAGAAUAACAAUUCAUCUAUAAUUUUUUAUGGUUAUGAAAAUCCAGUUGUCACCCAACCCCUAAAAGAAAUAAUAACUGAAGAAACUGAACCCUGCAAUACAAUAGAAACAAAUAAUAAUGGUGUUAUUAGUCUUUUUUGUUCUGAUAAUGAAAAUUAUGAAUUAGUUGAAAAUUCCAAUACUAAAUAA